AUGGGAUGGAUCAAAUACGACGGAAGCACGUACUUCGAAUGGACUCAGCUACUCGGACCCAUCCUCCUGUCUGUCGGAGUCACGUUUGUCUUGAUCGCUGUCUGCAAGUUCAGGAUGCUCACAUGCAAGACAUGCAAGCAGGCUGAUGACAGGGUGACAGAGGGGGAGCAGCCGACCUGUGGUCAGUCCUUUGUUUUUACUGGCAUUAAUCAACCCAUAACGUUCCAUGGAGCCACUGUGGUCCAGUACAUUCCCCCUCCACAUGGCUCCCCGGCACAGGAUGGCAUUGUCAUGACCGCAGCUUCAGCGCCUUCUGCAAAUAGGUCUCAGAGCAAUACCCCACAGAGCGGGGCACCAGGAACCACGAUAUGCCCCCCACAAUACUUCACAAUAUUCCCCCUGGAUAAUCCGUCCUUUGUUGGUGAAGAACACUGCCCCCCUUACCAGAGAUCAAACAGCGAUGAUUGCAGGUGA
This is a messenger RNA of Acipenser ruthenus (sterlet), 474 nucleotides long. RefSeq names its product transmembrane protein 174-like. The record is from RefSeq and is a predicted model, not a curated record. The coding region runs from base 1 to 474 and encodes 157 amino acids. The transcript is spliced from 2 exons. NCBI's taxonomy places the organism in Eukaryota, Metazoa, Chordata, Actinopteri, Acipenseriformes, Acipenseridae.